UUUACAUUUGCCUCUUCAUUGUUAACAUAUAAAAUAGCCAGAUGUUAUUAUGUAGUUGCUAUCUUGAACUCAGAAAAAAUAGGAAGAAGGCUUCAUGGGUUCCAUACAAAAGAAACCACAUGCCUUGUGCUUACCAGCCCCAGCACAAGGCCAUAUUAACCCCAUGCUAAAAGUUGCUAAGAUCUCCACUCCAAAGGCUUUCAUAUAACCUUCGUUAACACCGAGUUCAACCAUCAACGACUCGUCAAAUCUCAGGGCUCCGACGCCCUAAAUGGCCUCCCUUCCUUCUGCUUCGAGACCAUUCCUGAUGGCCUUCCGCCGCCACAGAACCCGAUGAAACCCAAGUUUUCCCAACCUUAUGGAAAUCCAUGGAUGAAACUUGUCUGGCUCCGUUUAAAAGUCUGCUUACGAAAUUGAAUGCUUCAUCUUCACCGGUGACUUGCAUAGUUGCAGACUUAUUCAUGGGCUUCACCCUCGAUGCAGCCAAAGAACUUGAUAUCCCCGAGAUAGUCCUAUGGACCAGCGGUGUUAGUGCUCUAAUGUGUGUUCAUGAGCAGAACAAUCUAUUGGAGAGAGGUUUGGUGCCACGUGAAGCGUCCAGUGUAUUAGCAAAUGAUCAUUUAGAUACCAUGAUUGAUUGUGUACCAACCAUGUCUGGUAUGCGUCUAAAACACUUGCCUUCAUUCGUUAGAAAGACCAGCCCUGGUGAUGAAUACAUGCUUGAAGGUUUAUGUUUACAAGCAGAGAGAGCAAAAAGAGCUUCUGCCAUCAUCUUCAACACCUUUUAUGAACUAGAAAGCGACCUUUUGGAUGCGCUUUCUUCAGUCUUUCCUCCAUGCUACGGUGUUGGUCCGUUUAAGUUACUAGAGAAGGAAAGUGAUGAAUCUGUAGAGUUCAUCAAAUCAAAUCUUUGGAAAGAAGAGAACACCUGUUUGAAAUGGCUAGAAUCUAAACCAAAAUCAUCGGUUAUUUAUGUGAAUUUUGGUAGCACAACAGUGAUGUCACAUCAAUAUCUGCUUGAGUUCUGUUGGGGACUUGCAAAGAGCAAUUGUCCGUUCUUAUGGAUAAUACGUCCAGAUCUUGUGGAUGGCAAAUCUGCCGUGCUUCCACCAGAGUUUUUGGAAGAGACAAGCAGCAGAGGGAUGUUGGCUAGUUGGUGCCCACAAGAACAAGUUCUAUAUCACCCAUCAAUUGGAGGAUUUCUAACGCACAGUGGAUGGAAUUCGACAAUUGAAAGUAUUUCCAGUGGAGUCCCAAUGAUUUGUUGGCCGUUUUUUGCUGACCAACUAACCAACUGCUGGUGGUGUUGCAACAAGUGGGAGAUUGGCAUGGAGCUUGACACUGAUGUAAAGAGAGAAGAAGUUUCCAAGCUAGUCAUUGAAUUGAUGAAUGGAGACAAAGGGAAAGAAAUGAGGACAAAUGCAAUCGACUUGAAGUACAAGGCCCAAAAAGCAUGUACCUCUCCUUUUGGUUCAUCCAUUGUUAACUUGGGGAAAGUAAUUCAUCUCCUACAAGGAUCUCCAAGUAAUUAA
This is a messenger RNA of Lactuca saligna, 1532 nucleotides long. Lineage: Eukaryota; Viridiplantae; Streptophyta; Magnoliopsida; Asterales; Asteraceae. The record is from the annotation of a GenBank genome assembly.